AUGGCUCCAGCCCAACUGGUUUACCACAAAGACGAGAAAGUUCUGUGUUUUCACCACGAGAUACUAUACGAGGCCAAGAUCCUAGAUAUUAGGCACACUGAUCCAGAGGACAAGAAGAGCCCGCUGGAGUACGCAGUGCACUAUAAGGGCUGGAAGAGCACUAGAUGGGAUGACUGGGUACCCCAAGAUCGUCUCCGAAAAUUCACAGACGAGAAUAGGGAAUUAGCCACGACUCUUCGUCGUGAAGCGGAGUCGGCCUUCCGUCAGAGAAACGCAAAGCCUGCCUCUUCCAAGAGACGUGGAGGUUCCGACCGCAGCUCCGCCCGGGGGAGCGAAGAACGGCAGAUGUCUGUUCCUGCCCGCGGGACCAAGAGGGGGCGAGAGAAUGAGAUUGAAAAAGAGGACAGUUUCUAUAGUCGGCCUUCAGUGAGGAUUGUCAUGCCAGAUAACCUCAAGUCUCUCCUUGUGGAUGACUGGGAAAAUGUGACCAAGAAUCAGCAAGUGGUUGCAUUGCCAGCCAAGGCCUCAGUCAACCAGAUCCUUGACGAUUAUUUCAAUGAAGAGAAGCCGAAACGGGCUACCUCGGCUGAUCUGGACGUCCUCGAGGAAGUCAUCACGGGUAUCAGGGAGUACUUCGAUAAAUCUCUCGACAAGAUCCUGCUCUACAGAUUCGAGCGUGAACAGUAUCGUUCUCUCCGCAGUAAGUGGGAGAAUGGGUCGGGCAACUUUGCCGAUAAGGGCCCUCUAGAUAUUUACGGUGCAGAGCAUUUGACGCGCCUUUUUGCUACUAUGCCAGAGCUCCUGGCACAAACGAACAUGGACCUCCAGUCCACUAACAGAUUACGGGAAGAGCUCUCCAAGCUCACAAUCUGGCUGAGCAAGAGUUCAGACAAGUAUUUCGCGACCAAGUACAUGACCGCGAGCAAUGAGUACAUUGAAAAGACGCGAGGCGUUCCCAACCCGAAUCCGGGGACGGCAACGUCGCGUUUGCUUUAA
Messenger RNA from Aspergillus chevalieri, 996 nucleotides. It is a transcript of the gene EAF3, whose product is annotated as Esa1p-associated factor. Bases 1 to 996 code for a protein of 331 amino acids. Gene Ontology annotation, cellular component: Rpd3S complex; NuA4 histone acetyltransferase complex; nucleus. The record is from RefSeq and is a predicted model, not a curated record. NCBI's taxonomy places the organism in Eukaryota, Fungi, Ascomycota, Eurotiomycetes, Eurotiales, Aspergillaceae. Gene Ontology annotation, biological process: chromatin organization; regulation of DNA-templated transcription. The transcript has 4 exons.